CACCAGAAUCCAGAGCAAGUGGCCAGGAGCACAGCUUCAGUGUACCCAUAGAUGUGUGGGCAUCACUUGAUGCAAGAAAUAAGCAUCAUGAGUAAAUUGUGUCACAUGAUAUUUUGCUUUUUGUUGAGAAAGAAGCAGAACUGCAGAGAUGAGUAGCCAAACUACUCCUGAACAGGUUUCCUCCCCUCCUAUGCACGAGCAGAGAUACUUUGACCGAUAUUCCGAGGAUGACCCAGAGUAUCUGCGUGUCCGUAACAUGGCUGCCGACAUCAGACAAGACUUCAAUGUGAUGGACCAGAAGAAGAGAGUGACUAUGAUCUUACAAAGCCCUUCUUUUAGGGAGGAGUUGGAAAUCCUCAUACAGGAACAGAUGAAGAAAGGCAACAACUCUUCAAAUAUUUGGGCACUUAGACAAAUCGCUGAGUUUAUGGCCAGUACUAGCCCAUCUGUCUUCCCUACUUGUCCUGUCAGCUCAUCCAUGGUGCUGCCUAUUAAUGACCUGCACAGCAAUGAUCCUGUCCCUUUGGCAAAGGGUGAGAGGCUGAUGAGAUGCAAGCUUGCCAGUGUCUACAGAUUGCUGGACCUCUACGGAUGGGCACAGCUGAUUGGUACAUAUGCUUCGAUAAGGGUGAAUAAAGAACAGGAUCACUUCUUAAUCAGCCCAAAAGGAAUUGCCUGUAAUGAGGUGACUGCUUCCAGUCUGGUAAAGGUAAACAUCUUGGGGGAGAUAGUGGAAGUGGGCAGCACUGGUUUUGAAGUGAACACGCAAGACUUCAGCCUGCACUCUGCAAUAUACUCUGCUCGGCCAGAUGUGAGAUGUAUAAUCCAGUUGCACACUCCUGCUACCACCGCGGUGUCAGCCAUGAAGUGCGGUCUGUUGCCUAUCUCACAUGAUGCCCUGCUUGCGGGUGAGGUGGUCUACUAUGAUUUUAAUGGAGCUAUGGAAGAGGAAAGUGACAGGAUUGAACUCCAAAAGUGCCUGGGACCCACAUGCAAGAUUCUCAUUUUGCGGAACCAUGGUGUUGUGGCAUUGGGAGAAUCUGUGGAAGAAGCUUACUACAAAAUCUUCCACCUGCAGUCAGCCUGUGAAGUUCAGGUUUCAGCUGUGCCCAGUGCAGGAGGACCAGAAAAUCUGAUAUUGUUGGACAGAGAGAAGUGUCGUCCCCAUGAGAUUGGAACAGUGGGCUGGGCUGGGAAUAUGUUCGGACCUAUGCAAAAGAGCAGGCUGGGAGAACAUGAGUUUGAAGCGCUUAUGAGAAUGAUGGAUAAUUUGGGCUAUCGCACUGGUUACACUUACCGGCACCCGUUUGUCCAGGAAAAGACAAGACACAAGAGUGAUGUGGAGAUACCAGCCACUGUAACCUCAUUUAUUUUUGAAGAAGAAGGAAUUCCUGUCUCCACCCUACGACAGCAUGCUCAGAAGCAGCAAAAGGAGAAGACUCGCUGGCUUAAUACUCCCAACACCUACAUGAGGGUGAAUGUUGCAGAAGAGAAUGUGGGAAGUCCCAGAAGCAAAACCACGUGGCUGAAAGCAGAUGAAGUGGUGAAGUCUACUAGUGGAAUGCCCAUUCGUAUUGAGAACCCCAACCAGUUUGUGCCUCUCUUCACAGACCCUCGGGAAGUCCUAGAGACAAGAAACAAAAUCCGAGAACAAAAUCGUCAAGAUGUGAAAUCUGCAGGCCCUCAGUCUCAGCUAUUGGCCAACGUGAUUACAGAUAAAAGCAGAAGUCCCUCUGCAGACAGUCAUCUGGCUACACAAGCAGAGACUGAGACCAAACAGCCACCCCAGGAGGAGAUUCCAGCUGAACCAGAACCACCAAACCCUUUCAGCCAGCUGACCGACCAAGAACUGGAGGAGUAUAAGAAAGAGGUGGAAAGAAAACAUGUACUUGAUGAUCAAGGUGACAAGGAGGUUGCAGAUGAGGAUUCUCAGCCUUUGUUGGUGACACCUCCCACUUCACCAGUGAGAAGUCCCACAAAAGCCACAGAACCAGUUGUAUCUCCUUCAAAAUCCUCAGAAGAAGCAGAGAAGAAAGUGGACGUCCUGGUUUCCACUGAGCCGGAAACUACUGAAAAUACAGCAGCGUCCGUGGUGCUAAACGGGAAAGAGGAGGACCAGCCACCUACGGAGGAAACAACCCCAAAAGUCCCAGAUACAGAAACCCCCAAAGGGAAAAACGACACUGUAACCAAUGCUUCUCCUGAAGGAUCCCCCACAAAAUCGCCCUCUAAAAAGAAAAAGAAAUUCCGUACUCCUUCAUUCCUGAAGAAAGGGAAAAAGAAAGAAAAAGAAAAAGAAAAGGCAGAGUCCUGAUUUUUUCUAAAACAUAAGAUUAAAAGCCUGUAAAACUGUUCAUCAGAUAGGGUAUAUACUCAAACACCUUCGUUCCAGAUUCGUGGUAGUGAAGGGGUUAAACAUACCCUUGUUUGUUAAAGUGACGAAAGUUAGAGGGGUGAUUGUUCCAGCAGAAAUCUGUGGCGUGGUAUUUUUUUUGUUUCUUGAGGGGACUUGUAUAGGCUGUAAGCUUUCUGCCUCCCAAUGCCAGGGACCAGCCCGCUAUGCUCAUAAAUCAAACACCAUUUUGUUUACAAGCAUCUUACCACUGUCACACAAUUAUUAGAAAUUGUCAGGGUUUUUUUUUUAUUUUGAGGGGAUGGGUUAUUUACAGUUUUGUUUUUACUUUAAUAUCUUGGAGAAAUGUAAAUUGCAACUGAAUGUUUGUUUGUAAAUGAAAUGACAACUUGGGUAAAUAUUAUUUAGGUAUGGAUAUUGGUUGACAGGGUAGACCAGAUUGCUAAAUUUCCCUUAGUUUGUGAGCAACUAAAUGUGUUUAUGAGCUCCGCUUUGUUAGUCUGCUCUGCAAAUAUUAUGGAUACCAUAGUAUUGCAUAAUAUAACAAUAAUACAUUGCAUAGCAUGAUGAUUUACAGCACAAUGUUUUGACAGGCAUGUGUCCCAUAAGAGCUGACACAUUUCAAGCUAAUCUACUUUUAUGUGUUCUGAGGUAAAAAAAAAACGUUGGCGACUCAGAAUUUGUUAAAUAUACCUUAUUUAUUUACUAAAAUGUAAUUAUAUUAUGUUGGUUUUUUUUAGUCUAAAUGUAACUUAGUAUUUUUAUUUACAUGUACCAUCAUAAUUAAUUAUGAUUUGCGCAACAAUGGAGAGGUUCAGGAAUCAGGUUUUAUUUAUUACGUUGUCUUGGAUGAAAAAUGAAUAUUGCAUUGCACUUUCAAGUUCUAGGAAUCAAAUUACAAAUUAUUUGUUUUAAUUUAUUUUUUAACCACAUAAUUUCAGUGAGAACUGAAUCAUGGGUAAUCAAAUGGAUACCAGUGUGCAGCACUUAAUCACUUCAGGUAGCAUAAGUAGCAUAACAAUUCUUUUUUUUUCUAUGUAUCAUCUAUAAUAGGGUAUUUGAAAGUGAUUAGUGUUUUUAAAAAAUGGGUGUUAUUUAAGGGUCAUUUUAGUCACAGUUGAAAAAAGAGUAUUUGUGGCUUUUUAAGAUGCAGCGAUUUCUUAUUGAAGAAUCAAAUAAAAAUGUAGGCUGUGCUGAAUGUAAAAAGCUGACAGGUAGUAAACUAGUGUCUGAGUCCAACAAAACAGUUUGCUGUUCUUAAUUAUUUUUGUAUAUUAUUUUAACCACUUGAUUUAUAUUUUUGUUUUUGUGCCAAACAGAAGUUCAAGCGUAAUUUUCAUUUUUUAAUUAUAUCUAUACAUUCAGCAAUAUGGUUUGUUUUAAAGAUGUAUAUACAAAAAAAUAUUUUAUUAACCAGCUUGUUCAAGAUGAAAAGGCAAUGUAAACUCAUUCAUUUUCUUUAAACUUAUUGCAUUUGAUACAUUUUUGUUAAUGGAAUACAUUCCAAGAAAAAAAAUGAAAUCUGUGUUUAUUAAGUCACAUACAGCUGUGUGCAUAUACAGUAUAUUUAUAUUUAUAGUGGGUUAUGGUAGAUUGAGGAAUACAGUGGCUUGGCUUUUAUUUGUAUGUGAACAAUUUUGCGUUACUGUACUCUGUUUACAACAAUUUGUAUAAAUUUAGUUAAUAGUUGUUAGGACCACUCAUAUAGGAAAACACACAUUGUGCUAGCGAAUCUCAAGUGAUAUUUUUCUUUGUGUUUACAGUUUAUCAAAAUAUAAAAGCAUUGUAUAAAAGCACUGUACAAUCUAAAUGAGUCAUUAGUGAUGAUCAUGCAGACACCCAUAAAAUGUCAUAAAACAAAUAUCUUAGCAUGCACUUUUAUUGCAUACAAAUGAGUGAUCGUAUGUUUAAAAAUAAAUAAAUAAAUAAAUAAAUAAA
Bombina bombina (fire-bellied toad) is the source of this 4291-nucleotide messenger RNA. It is a transcript of the gene ADD2, whose product is annotated as adducin 2. Lineage: Eukaryota; Metazoa; Chordata; Amphibia; Anura; Bombinatoridae. Bases 149 to 2314 code for a protein of 721 amino acids. Gene Ontology annotation, cellular component: cytoskeleton; plasma membrane; postsynaptic density. The transcript is spliced from 15 exons. Gene Ontology annotation, biological process: barbed-end actin filament capping. The record is from RefSeq and is a predicted model, not a curated record. Gene Ontology annotation, molecular function: actin filament binding.